GUCUAUCGGUGUACCCCAUAACAGUGUCUCCCUGCGACAAUUGUUAUGUUUUGCAUACAUGCCACAUAAAAACCACGUCUCACAUGUGACAUUAUCUUGCAGCACCAAGUUUAAAUUCAUUCGAAUUCGAGCGCGCAGGGUAGUUUCCAUACGGUCAUAAUGUGGGCUGUCGCUGCCGUAUUUCUCAUCCCUAUAGCAGUGGCAGUGGUUUCCGAAGCACCCGCGGAAUUUCCUCACAGUGUUGUUUACAAGAGUUUUUCCACAGCGCUGAGCGAGUGUGCGGAGUAUUUCCAAGUGCCCAAUUGCACGCUUGACCGCUACAUUCAGGAUUCCUAUCCGAAUAAUGACGACGUGAAGCGACUGAUCCGCUGUGUGUUGAUCAACCUGAAUGGAUGGAGUGACGAAGCCGGAGUGCGCGAAAAUGUGCUGGGUAACUUCUUCCAACCCCUGACGGAUGAUAAAUGCUACUCAAAUCGCACGAAGGAAUGCAUUAAGCGUGCCUACGAAGAUCUGGAACAGGAUGACCACUACAGCAGAGCGUACGAGUCAUUCUACUGCUACUACACUCAGCAUGGAAAUCUGGUUCAAUCGGAUCAGUUCAUACCCAGCGAGCCAUAUGAGCUGAAACAGCUGGUGCUGACUGGACUCCUGAUGGCAAACCUUCCCAAGCAAGUGCUGGUGAAGUACAGCAAGGGGGAUAUUUUGAACGAUUCGUAUUUCCCGAGCAUCUUGCUGCUGUUCUGUGUUCGCGGAGGCUACUAUUCCAUCUACAGUGGGAUCCAACUGAAGAAUAUCUACACCCAACUAGGCUAUCCCGAGUUGCUAUCCCCGGAGGUUCAGCAGUGCUGUGGCAAGGUGUCACAAUCGUUGCGAAAUGCCGACCAUGCGACCCACCUGAUAAAGAUGAUGAAGAAAUGUCUGAAAUACAAUCUCACCAUGAUAGCAGCAUUGUUUGAGAAGGGUGCCAAAGCGUUGAUUGGGGCCAAGUCAUCGCCGGCUUACAAAGAAGAGCAGUCGUCGGUACGUUCGGGUAAAUUUUAUAAUCGAGUUUUUGUAGAUUGAUGAGUUUAGUUGUUUGUUCCUUAUGUUUGUUUAAAUUGUUUCCUGUUUUUAUAUGAAAUAUAACAUUUAAAAAAAAGUUCUUUGUAAAUUGUUACUAUAUACGUUACUAUUUUCAUUAGACUGAUUCGUACUGGUAGUAUUAAAAGUGUACUCAGAUAAAUUUGAUUUCCGACGUAACCCAACCUAACGAUACGGAACCAUUUAAAAAAUCCAAAAGUUCAUCAACUAAAUUCGCAUAGUCUUUUACAAAAUGAGAACUGUUUAUCUGAAAUAGCA
Molecule: messenger RNA, 1338 nt
Organism: Toxorhynchites rutilus septentrionalis
Lineage: Eukaryota; Metazoa; Arthropoda; Insecta; Diptera; Culicidae
Product: general odorant-binding protein 45-like
Exons: 1
Coding region: 160-1062 (300 amino acids)
Biological process (GO): sensory perception of smell
Molecular function (GO): odorant binding
Source: RefSeq, a predicted model, not a curated record